Paecilomyces variotii is the source of this 1115-nucleotide messenger RNA. RefSeq lists its product as hypothetical. The transcript is spliced from 2 exons. Lineage: Eukaryota; Fungi; Ascomycota; Eurotiomycetes; Eurotiales; Thermoascaceae. Bases 269 to 718 code for a protein of 149 amino acids. The record is from RefSeq and is a predicted model, not a curated record.
GCUGGGCGAGCACCAACGCGGAUUCGAUGCUGGCCCUAACGGCUCGUGGGAUCUUCGCUCUGGACCCUCGAAUCUGUGCUGAUGUCGAUAUCAUGAGGGGUGGCCGGUGAUCCAGGCUGGUUCGAGCUCCCGGUCCCGUAUCUUGUCUCCUGAACUCCGUCUCCGCCAGCCCCGGUGCUCGCGCUGUUCCGGAUAGCAGUUCGUCUGUCUGUUGCUGAGAACCCCCAGACAGAGAGACCACGGGCCCGGUUAUAUUAUUUCCAUUACAAUGGGAGCUCCCGCGGGUCUGCUCAAGACCCUUGUGGUCCCCGCCCUUAUCUCCCUUGCUCUAUAUUUACUUCUCUCAUUCUUGAUCAUUCCAUUCUUUCGACGGUAUCAUCAACGAUACUCCCAGUAUCUGCCACUACAGACUAUCUCCGUGCACACGUCUUCGCUCCGAGAUCGUCUGGCUGAUGCAUUGAUGCAUCUGUUUCUGCCAUCUACCUGGAGGAGAGAGGCACGCCUCAUUGAGGGACAGAACGAUUCCGGUAGUAUCUUUGAUGAGGAAGGGGAGAAUAUGGUGGGGUUCGACCCGUCCAGGCGGGAGGCUCUGGAGAGGCGGCGGAGUACAACGAGUGAUGAUCAACCUCGUCUUAGUCGCGAUCUGGAGGAAGGGUUCAUGGACGAGAGCGACGAGGAAGACGAAGAGAGUAUGAGCACAUCACGUACACGUCGAUGACCUUAUUAAGGCGCAAUUCUUGCGCACUGGGUCUCUCAUUACGGCGUUGGCGCUCAGGCAGGAUUCAAGGUCCCUUGACCGUAUCGAAUAAUAAGUGGUAUCCAUGUUUUUCUUCUAUCCUGGCCGCUGGACAUCAUUUCUUUUUCUUAUAUCUUGCUCAAUAUAUGCCUCUGGGAUUUUAGACAUCGCAACAAGAGGGCUGCGAGUGUGCAGACCAGUUGAUGAAGUAUUUCGGGGAAAAGAAUAUAAUUUCGAAUCUCAUCCUAUAAAUCGUAAUAUCACUCUAUAACUCCUCGAUCUCCAUGUACAUAUAAAAAAAUGACCGGUAACAAUAAGAAACUGGGUCAUGCACUGACUAUUGAUCCCGACAGCAUCCAUUGACGUUGUAUUGUUCAGU